AACAAUGGAGCCAAAGACAUUCUUCUGGUACUUCAAACCCAUCGCUCUGAUUUGCAAAGCUGUGGGAAUCUUUCCGUUGCAAAACCUGGGGGCGAAGCACCCCAAAGAACUGCGCGGUCCGUUCCUAAGCUUCGCCCAGUUGUACAGCUUCGGUGUCUUCGCCUUCAACAUUUACAUGAUUUGGUACUUCUCUGGAUUCAUGUUUACGACGCAAAAUUCGUUCUAUUUGUUUUCUGUGGUGUACGUGAUGAUCUUCCGGUCUAUUUUCUGCUUCGUUUUCUGUGCUAGACACUCGAAGAAAUUGCCCAAAUUAAUCCAACUGUUGGAUCUCUUCGACCGGAAAAAACGCCCGAUUUUAGUUGACCCGAAAUCGUCUUAUUGUUUUUGCUAUUUCUUCACUUGGACUAUCCUCCCGAUUGUUAUCGGUUUUGUCACAAUUGCCUUUUCGUUUUAUGAAUCCAUGAAUGUGGUUUUGGAGACAAUGCCGCCAGAGAUGAGCGUUCUGCAGACGAAAUUGUCGGCGUGUUUUUUCGGGUGUUUGGCCACUUGGCAAGUGCUGCCGCUCCUGCUCUACAUCUAUUUCGCCUUCAGGAUCACUUACGAUUACCGAAUUUUGAACAAAACUAUGAAGACACAAUGCCAUGGUUGCUGCUUCUUGUCCGAAGAAAUAAAGUAUUCGAGUGAUUUUAACGAAACUUUGGAAUACGUCCGACAAAUGCACAACUUGCUGACCAAAGCUGUGGAGGAAAUGGGCAAGUGUUACGGGAACUUUAUGGCAAUUGAUCAGUUGUGUCUCAUCGUUAUGGUCAUUGCGAAUAUUUGUACAUUUAUCAGUAAUAAUGGCACGCACGAAAUACACUUGUUGGCUAUCACUUUUUUCAAUCUUUGGGUCGUCGUUUGGGUACUUGUGAUUUCAAACGAAAUUAAAGAAGCGGGAAAUAAAGUAAUCUACGUCUUGCGCGCAAUUGUGCUGUCAGGCGUCGACGAACGCGCGCGAAUCGAGAUUCAAACAUUUAUGAUGCAACUUGUGGCCCAACCAGUCGAGGUUUCCGCAGCCGGUUAUUUCAUCAUCGACAAACGCCAAAUCCCGUCGGUGUUGUCAUCAAUCGCCACAUAUCUGGUCGUCUCGCUCCAGUUUAUACAAGAGGGUGAAAGUAAGUUUGCAUCAAAAUAUUUUUUGCAAAUUAUCUGUUUUCCAGGGCAAGCAAGUAACACAACAAACAGCACCUCAAUUUGAAUCUACUCUGGGUUAUCCUCAGUUAUCAAAUUACAAUCUUCAUCCAAAGCAACGAAAUAGGUGGAGACCGGUUUUUUUCGUCCUUUUACUUCAACUUCCCCUCGAUAUUUGCACACAUAUUUGAAGCUUUUGAUGAUUUCGGCCGUCGGUUUUAGCACUUGGAUAUGGUCUACGAGUCCUGUGGUGUCCAUUCGAGAUGCCAUGUUUACAGGAUCACCCCAUAUGUCGUAGAAGGGUUUUUUCGAACCCACCACGCCAGCAGCAAUGUAACCGUGAGAUAUUCCUAUGUAAUAAAUAAACUUUUAUGUUUACGUGAA
Messenger RNA from Tribolium castaneum (red flour beetle), 1554 nucleotides. RefSeq lists its product as uncharacterized. The record is from RefSeq and is a predicted model, not a curated record. The coding region runs from base 5 to 1237 and encodes 410 amino acids. The transcript is spliced from 4 exons. Gene Ontology annotation, biological process: sensory perception of taste; chemosensory behavior; male courtship behavior. NCBI's taxonomy places the organism in Eukaryota, Metazoa, Arthropoda, Insecta, Coleoptera, Tenebrionidae. Gene Ontology annotation, cellular component: neuronal cell body; membrane; axon.